Molecule: messenger RNA, 1032 nt
Organism: Aureobasidium vineae
Lineage: Eukaryota; Fungi; Ascomycota; Dothideomycetes; Dothideales; Saccotheciaceae
Source: the annotation of a GenBank genome assembly
AUGAGAAACCCUUUCCCACCCUCCGAUUCUGCGCCUGGUCAUGGACAUGUCCACCUGGCUCUGUUACCACCAGGCACUCCUAUCCUUCAAACCCUGACCUAUCAGUAUCCUCUCAAACUCAUCUCACCCGCUCCUGUGACUAUAACCUCGUCUGCCGACAAUGACUCGUUUCAUCAAGUUCACACUCUCUACAUCCUGACUUAUGGCGGUGGUAUAGUUGCUGGGGACACCGUUACCUUGCGCACUGAUCUUGACACCACCACCCGUCUGCUUAUCCUCACCCAAGGCAGCACCAAGAUCUUCAAAACGCCCGCUCCCUCCACUCUCAGUCGUCAGGACAUGAACAUGCAUCUGAAACCUGCUGCUGCUCUGGUCUAUCUCCCUGAUCCUGUCCAACCCUUUGCUCAAAGUGCAUUCGAACAGACUCAACGGUUUUACAUACAUCGUCAGCAGGAUGUUCCCAAUGCCAGCAUUUGUGUCCUGGAUUGGGUUUGCCAAGGUCGCAGAGCCUUAGGUGAGGACUGGAAUUUCUUCAAGUAUUCCAGCAAGAACGAAGUCUGGCUUGUUGAUGGGUCCCGCGGGUCCGACGAGAAGAGGCUGCUAUUGCGUGACAAUGUCGCCUUGGACGCUAGUGACGAGGCUAUACGAACAUCCUUGGCUCGACGCAUGGAUGGUCUUGGUGCUUUUGGAACUCUGAUAAUAUAUGGAUCUGUUUUUGCGAGUCUUGCGACAUUCUUCAUGGACGAAUUCAAGGCGAUACCCCGGAUCGGAGGCAGGAAAUGGGAUACUGGCGAUGAAGCUGACGACGCCGUCCAAGAUCUGGAACCUCUCGUAUCGAAGCGAAAGGCCAGACAAAAACAAGAAAUAAGCGAUGGCCUGCUUUGGUCCGCAGCCAUGACACGAGGAUGUGCCGUUGUCAAAUUCGGCGCAAGAGAAGUCGAAGGUGGGAAACGUUGGUUGCGCUCCAUGAUAGAGACAGAAGGCAGCGUUCCCAUUCAAUUUGGAGAGAGGUGCUUGCUCUGCUUGCGAUAG